Molecule: messenger RNA, 3295 nt
Organism: Humulus lupulus (European hop)
Lineage: Eukaryota; Viridiplantae; Streptophyta; Magnoliopsida; Rosales; Cannabaceae
Product: 1,4-alpha-glucan-branching enzyme 3, chloroplastic/amyloplastic
Exons: 21
Coding region: 152-2839 (895 amino acids)
Biological process (GO): glycogen biosynthetic process
Cellular component (GO): cytoplasm
Molecular function (GO): cation binding; 1,4-alpha-glucan branching enzyme activity; hydrolase activity, hydrolyzing O-glycosyl compounds
Source: RefSeq, a predicted model, not a curated record
AAGAAAAUCCUUAAACCCUGCACUGCCUUCUUCUCAAGCUAUGCAUACAUAUGUACAAUUGUACACAUAUUAUGUCAACUACCAUUGCCAUCGCUCUUGAUUCAAGUCCACCAUUUUUGUUGAAACCACACUCUUCCACUUCAACAACUCCAUGACUUCGCUUUCAUUCACUCCAAAGCUUUCUCUGUAUCCGAGAAGCUCUCCUUUCAUCUUCCAAUGCCCAAAUGGACCCAAAAGAAUCUCUUUCCCAAAGAAAAUGAAGCUUGUGUGCUCAGCCUCAGAGCAUCAAGAAGAGAGACGACAACGUACGAGGAGGAACAAGAAAACUGAUUCUGAUGCCGCUAAGGGAAUUGACCCAGUUGGGUUCCUCACCAAGCACAGCAUUUCCCAUAAACAGUUUUCUCAAUUCCUCCGAGAAAGACACAAAGCGUUGAAAGACCUCAAAGAUGAAAUCUUAAAGCGUCAUGUUAAUUUCAGAGAUAUGUUUUCUGGGUUUGAAAUAUUGGGUAUCCAUCGCCACCCGGAGCGUCGAGUGGAUUAUAUGGAUUGGGCUCCAGGAGCUCGUUACUGUGCGCUGAUCGGUGACUUCAAUGAGUGGUCACCAACAGAAAAUUGUGCAAGAGAGGGUCAUCUCGGGCAUGAUGAUUAUGGAUACUGGUUCAUCGUUGUGGAAGAUAAAUUACGAGAGGGAGAAAAACCAGAUGAACUGUAUUUCCAGAUGUAUAACUAUGUAGAUGACUAUGAUAAAGGUGAUAGUGGUGUUACAAUAGAAGAACUAUUUAAGAAAGCAAAUGAUGAGUAUUGGGAACCUGGCGAGGAUCGGUUUGUAAACCACCGUUUUGAGGUACCAGCAAAGUUAUAUGAGCAAAUUUUUGGUCCUAAUGGACCUCAAACCUUAGAAGAAUUAGGAGAAAUACCCGAUGCAGAGACAAGAUAUAAAGCAUGGAAAGAAGAGCAUAAGGAUGAUCCACCAAGUAACUUACCUUCUUAUGAUGUAAUUGACAAAGGGAAGGAAUAUGAUAUUUUAAAUGUCGUGGGUGAUCCUGAAUCGCAUGAGAGAUUUAAAGCAAAGGAGCCUCCUCUGGCAUACUGGUUUGAGACACGUAAAGGAAGGAAAGCUUGGUUGAAAAAGUAUGCUCCCAGUAUACCUCAUGGAAGCAAAUACAGGGUCUAUUUCAACACUCCUAAUGGGCCAUUGGAAAGAGUUCCUGCUUGGGCUACUUAUGUUCAACCAGAGGCGGAAGGAAAACAAGCUUAUGCAAUACACUGGGAACCACCGCCAGAAGAUGUAUACAAGUGGAGAAACACACGACCAAAAAAACCAAAGUCGUUGCGUAUAUAUGAAUGUCAUGUUGGGAUAAGUGGAUCAGAGCCAAAAAUAUCUUCUUUCAGUGAUUUUAGAGAGAAGGUCCUUCCUCAUGUAAAGGAAGCAGGCUACAACUCAAUCAAGUUGAUUGGAAUUAUUGAGCACAAAGAUUAUUUCAGUGUUGGCUAUCGAGUCACAAAUUUAUAUGCUGUUAGCAGCCGAUUUGGAACUCCUGAUGACUUCAAGCGGUUGGUUGAUGAAGCACAUGGACUUGGACUGCUGGUUUUCUUAGACAUUGUCCAUUCCUACUCGGCUGCAGAUGAGAUGGUUGGGCUGUCUCUCUUUGAUGGAUCAAAUGACUGCUAUUUUCAUACUGGCAAAAGAGGGCAUCACAAAUACUGGGGUACACGGAUGUUCAAAUAUGAAGACCUCGAUGUUCUACAUUACCUUCUCUCAAAUUUGAACUGGUGGGCUGUGGAGUAUCAAAUCGAUGGUUUCCAGUUCCAUUCACUUGCUUCAAUGAUGUAUACUCAUAAUGGUUUUGCUUCGUUUACCGGGGACUUGGAGGAGUACUGCAAUCAAUAUGUUGACAAGGAUGCUCUUUUAUAUCUCAUUUUGGCGAAUGAGAUUCUGCACAUUCUCCACCCGAAUAUAAUAACAAUUGCUGAAGAUGCAACCUAUUACCCUGGACUAUGUGAACCAACAUCUCAAGGUGGGUUAGGAUUUGAUUAUUAUGUCAAUCUUUCUGUGCCAGAAAUGUGGUCAUCUUUUCUUCAGAAUGUUCCUGAGCAUGAAUGGAGCAUGAGUAAGAUUGUCAGCACAUUAAUGGGUAAUGUACAAUGUGCCAAUAAGAUGCUUGUGUAUGCUGAAAAUCAUAACCAGUCGAUAUCUGGAGGGCAAUCGUUUGCAGAGAUAUUACUCAGUACAAUAACAAGUGAGUCUGGCGUUGCAAAAGAACCAUUGCAUAGAGGGUGUUCCUUACUUAAGAUGAUCAGACUGAUUACAUUUACAAUAGGUGGCCGUGCAUACCUUAAUUUCAUGGGCAAUGAAUUUGGGCAUCCCGAGAGGAUCGAAUUCCCAAUGCCAAGCAACAAUUUCUCAUAUUCGCUAGCUAACCGUCAGUGGGAUCUUUUAGCCAAAGGAAUUCAUCACAACUUAUUUAUCUUCGAUAAGGCCUUGAUGGAGUUGGAUGAAAAAGAACGAGUACUAUCCAGAGCUUUACCUAGCAUUCACCAUGUGAAUGAUACUACCAUGGUAAUAGCUUACAUGAGAGGUCCACUUCUAUUCCUAUUUAACUUUCAUCCAUCAGAUUCAUAUGAAGGAUACAGAGUUGGUGUAGAAGAAGCUGGAGAAUAUCAACUUAUUCUAAAUACAGAUGAAAUAAAUUAUGGAGGUCAAGGACUUGUAAAGGACUACCAAUAUCUUAGGACAACUAUGAGCAAAAAGGUGGAUGGCCUCAGAAAUUGCUUGGAUGUGCCUCUGCCUAGUAGGACUGCACAGGUUUAUAAAUUAACUCGUAUUUUAAGAAUAUGAGCCAUGUUGGAGUCCAAGACUUGAUUUAACUCAGUACUCCAUGACCGAAAGCUAGAACCCGGAAUUCGUUUAAUUCCAGAGCAUUUGGCUUAAAUGGGUUUUGGGAAAAUGUAAUUAUCAAGAGGAGUCUACUAGUAGAGGUGCAGUUAACCAAUGUUCUCCAAGGUGAAAAUUGAAAAAGAUGGGUUUUGUUCUUCUACAUCAAGAGUUAGUCUCCUUCAGAUGGUUUGUAUUGGAGCUUUUUAGUUACACCACCACCAGAGGCUAGACACCAACAAUUCUUAGUAUACUUCAAUAUUAGGCUUGUUUGGCUCUUUUGUUAUUUAGGAAAAUAGGAUCACAAUAAUUUUGGAUAAACUAAGAGUGUUAUAUUUUGUUCUUAAAUCAUUCAAUGUAAAUCUCUGAAUUCCCCAACACCAUAUUCACUCACUUGAUCAAUCACUGAUUUUUAUUUUC